This is a messenger RNA of Paramisgurnus dabryanus, 4842 nucleotides long. It is a transcript of the gene nfil3-5, whose product is annotated as nuclear factor, interleukin 3 regulated, member 5. Lineage: Eukaryota; Metazoa; Chordata; Actinopteri; Cypriniformes; Cobitidae. Gene Ontology annotation, cellular component: nucleus. Gene Ontology annotation, molecular function: DNA binding; DNA-binding transcription factor activity. The record is from RefSeq and is a predicted model, not a curated record. Gene Ontology annotation, biological process: regulation of DNA-templated transcription; circadian rhythm.
GGACGACGAGGAGAAAGAGAGCGAGUGUGUGUGUGGAGAGAGAGAGAGAGAGGGAGAGAGAGAGGAAAACUGGAGCAAAGCCUCCGACAUAACAUAAGGACGAGUAGGGAGGGAGUGAGAGAGACGGCGAAUAGCAGCACAUUACGGGAGUCACAUUAAUCGACACAAAGCCGGGUGACUGGAUCACGACCCACGCGGGACAUUUUCAUGCCGAUGUGAAGUUGUAAAGAGAGGAAAACCAGCGAAACGACACAAUCGGGACACGAAACAGCACAGAGAUUCGCGGAGGACACAUCGACUCGUGACUAAAAGCGGAUUCCUCCGUUUAACAAAAGGAAUGUGAGAUUUCACAUCGAUCUACUCAACACAGACUGGGACAAAACAGUGAGCCGAGACAGAUCUCAUCAAUUAUAAAAAACUUUAUGAGGGUUCCUGAAAAGAACAAGAUCAUUCUAAAUCAUCGAUAACACAAAACAACUGGGCUUCAACAGAUUCUGGAGGACCGUUUCCAAUCCAACAUACUUAUACUGUCUUUAAUCAGAAUUGAAAACAAGCUAAACACAAAAAGCACUUUCCUCUUUUUUGAGGACAAAAAAACACAAAACACCAAACCAAUGACGGUUGUUUUUGUUGCGUUCCAUCUUCUUCUUAUCUUUUUGACCAGUCUGGAGACUUGAAAGUUUUAGGGGUUAGUUAAAACAAAAGUAAAUUUGGUGCAGUUCACCCUUUAAUACUACUACUCAAAUUUUCAAUGUCCACUAAAUGUCAGUUAUACAGACUGGCCUCGAUAGGACCACAAUGGAAAGCCUAAAUCUUCCUACGCAAAACAACAGUGCCAACUUGGACACUUUAGAAACAUUUUCAAACUACAGCGAAAGUUUACCAUCUCCUCAAAUCUCUAACUCAACUCGUCAAGGCAGACUAAUAAAACCAAAACCCAACACAAGCUGUCGGCGGAAGCGUGAAUUCAUCUCGGAUGAGAAAAAGGAUGCAUGCUACUGGGAAAAGCGACGCAAGAAUAACGAGGCUGCUAAAAGGUCAAGAGAGAAGCGGCGGCUCAAUGAUAUGGUAUUGGAGAACAGAGUUAUGGCACUGAACGAGGAGAAUGUGCGACUGAAGACAGAACUCCUGCAAUUGAAAUUGAGAUUCGGACUCAUAAGUUCAGCCUCCUACAUGGAGAAGACCCAGCAGAUCAGCAGUGGCACUGAGGCAAUGACUAAUGGUGCUAAUGGUACCGGAGCAACGUCUGGAAAUCCAUAUUACUCAAGCAGUGGAUACUCAAGUGCUUCUCAGGUCAUGAUGAACUCUGAUUCUUCAGAGGCUGAGCAGACAACCAGAGGUGAACGCCACUCACUCAAGUACUCUCCCCGUGGAUCGCUAUCGGACAUGUCCGAUGGAUCUUCACGGGACAGCCCUGAACCCAUAAACUAUGACAUUAAGCAUGAGAGCUCUGGAAUGGACAUCAACAGGCUUGAGGCAAGUGUUCUUAAUGGCAUGUUCAAUGGCCAUCAUGUACGACUAGAGGCUCACCAGCCACAAGAAAGGGAGCAGCGAGAGGGUGUCAACACCCCAGUUCCUCCAUCUGCCACACCCCAAAGAAGUGUCAUCCUUUUCCGCUCUGGAAGCAGCUCCUACCCAGUUGAGAGCCAAAGGAUUGAGGACAUGGAGCAGCAGGUGGUAUCUCAGCCACAGCAAAAUGGACAAAUCACUCAUUUAACUCAAACAGGGUGCAAUCUGCCUUUAAGACCUGAUGGUUUAGAGACUCUGUCAGAGGUGGCACAGCAGUUGGCCAGGAGAUCUUUGGAUUCACCAAAUUACGAGUUCACCAAUGGCAAAGCAGAUGCUGGGGAAAACAGACGGUUUGUCAUACAGCAGAAAGACCAGAGUGUUCAAGGACAAUGCAGAAGCCAGAUGCAAGAUCCGGAUUCGUUUGCCCCAGAUCUGCUCAGCGAAGUUGGAAAAUCCCAUGUAUACCAGCGGUCAAAUCCCUACCUCGGCACUCUGAAUGAGGAGCCCCCUAUUCUAACGUAUGAGGGUUGUCCAAGAACAGAUGGCUUCUAUCAAGAGCACUCCUCAGGCAAGGACACCUCUUCAAGUGACGGUGACCCUCGCAGCUCAGACAAGGAAGCCUCUACUGACGAUGAAUCUCCCUCAUCCUCUUGCUCUGAUACUGGUGGCUAUCACGUCAUCCACCAAUCAGCGUCAUCGCCCACCAUGGCCACCGGUGACACAUGCCAGUAUGGGGACAAUCAAGGUGAAAUGAAAGCCACCGCUCUGCCACACAAGUUAAGGCUCAAAUAUAGAGCACUAUCCAAUGGUGGUUGCCAAGAUGUCUGCAGUUCAGUUACGACAGCUGCUACGUCACCUGAUUCCGCUCUGCCUCAGCAUCCGUACCUGGCGUUAGCGCAGGUUAACCAGCAGCAAGGCAGCAGUUCUGGAAGCAAGGACGUGGAGAGUGAGAUGUCAGAUGAACUUUGCACACAACAGUCUCCCUCCAGAGAGAACGAAGAGGGAAGGAAGGACAGUGGGAAGAGGGUAUCAGGAGGACGAGGUAGCAGAAAUAAGAAACGUGACUGAAGCAGGAUGUGAGAUACAUUAAUACAGUUAAGAUGGAUCAAUGUUAUCUUUAUCAUCCUACAGAAAGUUAAGGGUACCAGUUAAUUGCAUGAAAGUCAAAUGAGUAUACCCAACAACAAAGACAAAGUGUAACUUGUGUUUCUGGUCUGUUCUCUUGUCAAAAUCGAAGUUUUGACCUUUAAUGCAGCUCUGUUCCUACACUGUCUUUCAUAAGCACUUAUAUUAGUAACUCAAAGGGGUUCCUACACUCUUAAAAAUAAAGGUGCUGCAACACUAUGCCAUAGAACAGGGGUAGGCAACGUCAGUCCUGGAGUGCCGAUGUCCUGCGGAUUUUAGCUCCAACCCUGAUAAAAACGUACCUACCUGUAGUUUUCAGGUGACUCUUUAGAUCGUGAUUAACUUGUUAAGGUGUGCUUGAUUAGAGCUGGAGCUAAACUCUGCAGGACAUCGGCACUCCAGGACCGACGUUGCCAUAGAAGAACCUGCAAGUUUCCAUAAAGAACCUUUAACAUCCAGAGACCCUUACGGUUUCACAAAAAGUGGAAAACAUUACUUAUACUUCAGAGGUAAGAAAUAAAUGGUCUACCUUUUGUAGCACCUUUAUUUUUUAGAGUGGAAGACAGUAAAGGGGCUAUUUCUCAAAAACCUACAAAAUGACUUUGUAUAGCAACUUUUGACUACUUUUCCCCUUUAUAUAUUUACAUAACUCUGCCAUGUUUGUAGCUUAGCCUAGUUAAUGGGUAGUUUCUGAACCCAAUACGUAGUUGUCCCUACAAGUUCAAUGGAGUGAAAGACGAGUCCUUUUCUCCUUACUGAUUUCACAAGAAAAACCUCAAAAGAUUUAUGCCUGUCUCACUCUCCAAUUAUGCCUUUUGACCUGAGCAUUAUUCAAGCACUUGGAUUAUAUAAUACUGUGACAUGACUAAACAUAUCAUAUUUCGAAAUAUUUUGCGAGGAUAAAACAUGUCAGUCUUUAAUUGUAGAAACUUAAGUGGGAGAACACUGUCUACUUUUUAGUAUUUGGAUUCUUGUACAGUUCUUUCUGAUUGUUCACGUUUGAUGCUUCCAGUAUAUUUUUUAUUUCAUUGAAUUCACCUUUAUGCAUCAUAUUGAUUGACUGAUACCUGAAUGUUUUGUUCAUAGUGUUUCAGUCAGUCGUAGGUCAACGCUUACCAGUAAAAAUGACCUUUCACAUCUUGUCCAUAACCUUACUAUAUUGCAGUGGUUCUCAAACUUUUCUGUGCAAAAUUCAUGAAUUUUAAUUAAACAAAACAAUUUAUACAAUGCUGUUGGUUAGUUGCCUUAUUUUUUUCUAAUGUUUAAUUACACAGAAUUUAACAAAAACGAUUUCAUAAAAAACUGGGCACCAUCCUAGUUUGAGAACCACUGCUAUAUCACUGUAAAGAAACCUUCGCUGUGACCAAUGCUUACAUGACAUUACGAUUUACCUGACAUUUAGCCAAAUUAGAGUCGAAGUCCUUUCAGAAAUGUCAGUCUGAGCUAGCAGACAGACUGUACAAAGUGUAUGAUAUAUAAUUGCCGUCUAAAGAUGGUCUUGUCCGUUGUGGUCAGGUUUCAGAGAUGUCUCACAUGCUACCUCAUGAGAAUAAAUGGUUGAGGUUACGCAGAACUGAGUUUAUCCUUCCUCUUAAAAGGGGAAUGAGACUUUGGUGUGUGUACCCCAUUGCAUCAUCGUACCCAUCUACUGUUGCGUAUAAAAGUGACCACACAGUAAAAUGCUGCAGCACGCAAGUGUUACAAGUAGACACAACAAUUGUACAGUCCCACUAGUUGUCUUUGUAGAAUUUUACCACAGCUGUAAGCUGCUUCUGCACUGAAUUUUUUUUCCUCAGAUUUUAUACAAUCUGCGUUUAUCUUUCCCAAACAGGUGCCUGGCACUGGCCAUUAUGUAAAAAGUGUACAGACAAAUUCUCUUUUGAGUAUUUUAUGCUUGUAUCAAGUUUAUUUUGGCAUUCUAUAAUAAUAAUAAUUAUUAAUAAUAUGGUAUUUUAUUUUAUAUUCCAAUGCUAUUAUUCUUUUUUGGGUUUAAUAUUUUUCGUGUCUGUUGUCUGUUCACCUCAAUGUGAUACAGUAUGUAUUUGAUGUCCUGUUCAUCUGUUUCACCUCUGUACCUUGGUGUAUUGUGUGAUAUUUACUGAAGUUUUAAAGAGAAAUGUUUGUAAAAAAAAAGAAGAGCUUACCGGUCAAGGUGCUCAGAAUGACACUAAAGUGGCAAGAAAAAUAAAACAUUGUAUGUCAAAUUUA